Messenger RNA from Silurus meridionalis, 1690 nucleotides. RefSeq names its product cyclin C (gene ccnc). The record is from RefSeq and is a predicted model, not a curated record. The coding region runs from base 127 to 975 and encodes 282 amino acids. The transcript has 12 exons. Gene Ontology annotation, biological process: positive regulation of transcription by RNA polymerase II. Gene Ontology annotation, molecular function: cyclin-dependent protein serine/threonine kinase regulator activity. NCBI's taxonomy places the organism in Eukaryota, Metazoa, Chordata, Actinopteri, Siluriformes, Siluridae. Gene Ontology annotation, cellular component: mediator complex; nucleus.
CGGACAACUAUUACGGUCGUACAGGGAAUAAUCAGAGGGUUUUAUGAGGUACUUAGCAUUGAAGUUGCAUAUUUUUUAGUCAUAUAAAUAAUUUAAAGAUAAAUCUCUACCACAGUUUUAACCGCAAUGGCAGGGAACUUCUGGCAGAGUUCACACUACCUGCAGUGGGUGCUGGAUAAGCAGGAUCUCCUGAAAGAACGUCAGAAAGACCUAAAGUUUCUCACCGAGGAGGAGUACUGGAAGCUGCAGAUCUUUUUUGCGAACGUGAUCCAGGCUUUGGGAGAGCACCUGAAACUCCGCCAGCAGGUCAUCGCCACGGCAACGGUGUACUUUAAACGCUUUUAUGCCAGGUACUCUUUGAAAAGUAUUGAUCCGGUCUUAAUGGCUCCUACCUGCGUGUUUCUCGCUUCUAAAGUCGAGGAGUUCGGCGUCGUUUCGAACACCCGCCUCAUUUCGGCAGCGACAUCCGUGCUGAAAACGCGCUUCUCGUACGCCUUUCCGAAGGAGUUUCCUUACCGAAUGAACCACAUCCUGGAAUGUGAGUUCUACCUUCUGGAGCUGAUGGAUUGCUGUUUGAUCGUGUAUCACCCGUACAGACCGUUACUGCAGUAUGUGCAGGACAUGGGGCAGGAGGACAUGCUCCUCCCACUGGCAUGGAGGAUCGUAAACGACACGUACAGGACAGACCUUUGCCUUCUCUACCCUCCCUUCAUGAUCGCUCUGGCGUGUUUGCAUGUGGCGUGCGUGGUGCAGCAGAAGGACGCCCGGCAGUGGUUUGCUGAGCUCUCAGUGGAUAUGGAUAAGAUCCUGGAGAUCAUCCGUGUGAUCCUGAAGCUGUACGAUCAGUGGAAGAACUUCGACGACCGCAAAGAAAUGCCCACCGUGCUGAACAAGGUGCCGAAGCCCAAGCCGCCGCCCAACAGGAACGGAGACCAAACGGACCUCACUAUCGCACUUUCUCUUCUCUCGCAGUGAGAACGAGCAGAGCGCCAACGGGAGUCAGAGCAGCUCCUACAGCCAGUCCUAGAGCUCCCCUUGGUGGAAAAAAGACACGUGGCGGACACGCAAUAAAGAACCAAGACCUUAUAUACCCACAGACACACACACUACACACCGAAAGGCUCUGCUCAAAUCCGUUUGUUUUAACGACUGAGGAAUUAAGCAGCUUCUGGGAAAGCAGGUGUGAUCCCACACUGUGUGAAGCGAAGUGCUGGAUUGUCGCCACACACAGACACACACACACACACGCUGUGUGUCUGAAAAGUAUUUAGUUGCAUUGCAUUUGGGGUUCUGACCAUUUUUGGAUGGGAAAAAAGGAAACUUGAUCAUGUUUUGCAUUUUUGUGUGUGUUUGUGUGAUGGAGUGCAUGUGAGCGAGCUUGUAACUGCAGGAAUGUGUGUGUGUGUGUGUGUGUGUGUGUGUGUGUGUGUGAUUGUGUGUGUGUGUGUACGUGCCUUUUGUCAACCACAUCAGUUUGCAUUCCUCAGGGAAACGGCUCUAGUCUAAGACCGAUCCUCUUGGACCUCUCGUUGUGUCCUCCUGCUCACACGUCUGUGGUUCGUCACGCUUGUACACGUGUGCACCCCGUCAACACCAGUGUACAAGUUGUUUUCGCCGUCCUUUUCUCACAAACCUGCCAGUGUACAUAUGCUUUGUAAAUGUAUAUAUAAAUAAAAACCUUUAAACCCAA